Messenger RNA from Penicillium lagena, 522 nucleotides. RefSeq lists its product as uncharacterized. The record is from RefSeq and is a predicted model, not a curated record. The transcript has a single exon. The coding region runs from base 1 to 522 and encodes 173 amino acids. NCBI's taxonomy places the organism in Eukaryota, Fungi, Ascomycota, Eurotiomycetes, Eurotiales, Aspergillaceae.
AUGUGCUAUAAAUAUGAUAUCCGGCAACACAUCUUUGGAGGCGAAAACCGAGAAGAAACAGGAGUCGAUCCUCAUCGUUGGAUUGGUGGCCAGGCUUCCCGCAAAUGUCUCUUGCAUGCGAUUGAAAUCCAACAGCUAGCUGCACAAAUGCCGCUCGGCGUUGCUCAUGAUGAGCAGCUUCCUGGUGCUCUCUUUGCGAUAGCAACAACUUAUUCCUCGUUUGCCUUAGCGGGUAAACCGAAAGUGAUAAUACCUUCCUCUACCGAUUGGGAUACACUGCUUUUCUCGGAGUUAGAAGAAGUCCCAUCAAGAAGAGAAAUGGCAGGAGGAAACACGAAUAUGAACAAUACUAUCAGGUUCCUUGGAGGUGAGGAAAAUGUUUUGGAAGCUGAUUGUGAAGCGCGGAACCUGUUAUACGAGCUUGGUUCAAUCAGGAUCCUCCUUCGCGGGCUUUCGUACCAGUGGGGUGUCGCACAGGAGAUGGAAGAGGUUGUGGGAGCAUGGAUAAUGCGUUGUGAAUGA